AUGUAUGAAAACUGCACGCGGGUGUACGGUAACGUGGAAAUCACCCAUUUGACGAAGACGACUCUGACAAAUUGGACCGAUGCCGAUUUCAGCAAGAAGCUGAAGAUAUUCGAACACAUCCAAGAGAUUAAAGGAUAUCUUCUGAUAUACAAUGUGGAUAUACGAAGUAUCGACUUCCCUAAUCUCAAGAUCAUAUGGGGUGAUGAUUUACUGGAUGACAACAGUGCGCUCACAUUGAGUAGUAAUCUUGAACUGAAAGAGUUACGGAUGCCUAAAUUGCGAGCCAUUCACAAAGGGAAUGUCCGCAUUGAGAACAGCACGUUCUUGUGUUAUUUGCAAUCGAAAGUCAAUUGGAAUGAACUGCUCGAAGACGACGCGGAAAACCGUCUGAUCACGUCUGACUCAGCCUUCCGGCAGUGUAAUCCUAUAUUGAUUAAGUGCACCAACUGUGAGCAUUGCUGGAGUGGAAAGGCCAAGUACUGCCAAGAGGUGUACCGAUCAGUGUGUGGUGAUCGAUGUUCCUCACGACAAUGCUUCCUACCACCAAAUUCGACCGAGUAUGAGUGCUGUCACGAGGCUUGCACAGGUGGCUGCAUGGGACGCGGUGCUGAUCAGUGCGUGGCGUGUCGAGAGCUGAGCCUGGAUGGUGUAUGUGUACAUCAAUGCCCGCCAAGGAUGGUACAUGACAACAAAAAGGGUAUGCUUGUUCCGAACCCGAACGGUCGCUUUAUCUACGACAGAUAUUGCGUAGAGGAGUGUCCCAGUGAGUUCUACGAUACAUUUGCAAGUUUUGUACAUAUCUUAACAUCAGAAGGUAUCAGUAUGUUCAUGUUUGCUACAGCAUAA
Molecule: messenger RNA, 846 nt
Organism: Haemonchus placei
Lineage: Eukaryota; Metazoa; Nematoda; Chromadorea; Rhabditida; Trichostrongylidae
Source: the annotation of a GenBank genome assembly